AUGCCUCCUGUACCACCACUCUUUGUCCUCCCGAUCCCCCCAUCAUCGGCCACUUCAGCCACUCAACAGCAGGGGAGCUUCAUCUGCACCCAGGCCGCCCCACAGGUCUAUCUGCUCUCCUUUUCCAGCCCACCCGACAACCGCCUCGUUCCCGCGUUCAACGAGACUUUCCUCCUGGCGCUCGACAUCAUUGAACACAAGUUGCCCCGGGGGGUCGUCGUCACCACCUCCUCGAUCCAAAAGUUCUAUUCCAACGGUCUCGAUUUCGAGAAUGCCAUUCGAGACCCCAACUUCUUCCCCGGCAGCUUGUAUCCACUAUGGAGGCGCCUCAUUACUUAUCCCAUGCCGACGAUUGCUCUGAUGAAUGGACACGCAUUCGCCGGCGGUCUCAUGACGGCGAUGAUGCACGACUACCGCAUCAUGAAUCCCCACAAGGGCUUUGUAUGCCUGAAUGAGCUCGACUUUGGCGCGAGUCUACAACCCACCAUGGCGUCCGUGUUCCGGGUCAAGCUGAGCAUGUCCACCUUCCGCAACAUGGUUCUCGAGAGCAAGAGAUACCCGGCCCUGGAGGCUUUGAAGGAGGGCAUCAUCGACGGCGUGGGGAGCGUCGACGAAACGCUGGCUUUCAUCGCCGAGAUGAAGCUCACCCAGAAAGCCCAGGGCAAGUCCUACGGCAAGAUCAAAGAGGAGCUGUACCGUGAGGUCGUCAAGGAUUUGGACGAAGGCAGUGAGGUCCCGAAAACACUGGCCGCCAGAGAUCUGGACCGCAAUCGCAGAGACCUGGAAGCCAGGAAGCGGGUUGAUGCGUACCAGGCCGUCGUGCAGAGGGCAAAGUUGUGA
Messenger RNA from Exophiala spinifera, 840 nucleotides. RefSeq lists its product as uncharacterized. The transcript is spliced from 2 exons. NCBI's taxonomy places the organism in Eukaryota, Fungi, Ascomycota, Eurotiomycetes, Chaetothyriales, Herpotrichiellaceae. Gene Ontology annotation, molecular function: enoyl-CoA hydratase activity; delta(3)-delta(2)-enoyl-CoA isomerase activity. Gene Ontology annotation, cellular component: peroxisome. The coding region runs from base 1 to 840 and encodes 279 amino acids. The record is from RefSeq and is a predicted model, not a curated record. Gene Ontology annotation, biological process: fatty acid beta-oxidation.